ACUAGGAAGUUCUUCUGCACAAGUGUGAAUAAAAUAAAUGGGAGCGAUGCAAGAGCCCAAGGGUAGCCCUGCAAAGCUCCCAUGCAUUUCAGCAGCAGCUUGUGCUGGAUAAUUUCCCACUGACUGUGGCCUGAUCUCUGAGGCUGCAAACUCUCCUCAUUUAGAACAGCAUCUAAGAAGUUUGGCUUGUUUGCAUUUUUCAGGCUUUUCCUCCUUUCUUUUCUUUUUUAAAGAACAUGCCUCCAUUCAUGGCUAAUGAGAGUUUCUACGAAUCUGAGGACUCCUUCACGUUACAACAUAUGGAUUCCGUGUCUAUUGGGUCUCUGCUCCUCUUCUCCAUCACCUUUCUCCUGGGCCUCCCCGGAAAUGGCUUGGUAAUCUGGGUCGUUGCUCUGAAAAUGAAGCGAACGGUGAACACAGUUUGGUUUCUGCACCUUGCCGUGGCUGACUUUGUGUGCUGCCUGUCCCUGCCUUUCUCCAUUGUCCACCUGGCGCUGCAUCAGCAGUGGCCUUUCGGGUGGUUUUUCUGCAAGAUUAUCCCAUCUGCCAUCAUCUUCAACAUGUUUGCCAGUGUCUUCCUCCUCACCACCAUCAGCAUCGACAGGUGUCUUGUGGUGAUGAAGCCUGUCUGGUGUCAGAAUCACCGGACAGUAAGGUUCGCAUCCGUGGUCUGUGGUGUUACCUGGUUCCUAGCUUUCAUUAUGUGUUUUCCUGCUUUCUUCUAUCGCGAAAUCUCCAUUGAUGAAUCGGGCAAUGCCAGGUGUGUCUACAAUUGGCAUGGUGAGGAAUAUGAGGAAGGAUGGCCAGAUUAUUUGUUUCCCAGCAACGAAGAAUUUUCUAGUCAACGUCCUACCUUUGUGACUAGUAGCUAUGAAGAUAUUUUCACAGACGGAAUUUUGGAUGUGUAUUCCGAGUACCAUAUUCUUAAUACAGUCAAAAAGGCUUGGUAUUCUAGCACACCAAGCACUCUUGGCACUAAUAGAGAUACAGAUCCAUUGACGGUGGAAGUCACCAGCCCAAAAUACGUGUCACACGAAUCUUCCCACCCAGCUACUGCCAUAUCCAAUGUUAUUUAUUCCGAUCUUCCCGACUAUUUUCUUUUUGGCAAUUACUCUGGCAACCUCCCGAUUAGCAAUGACUCGAUGGCAAUGCCUUUUUAUGAUGAGCUGCCAAGCGUUCUUGUGUCCAUUACUGUCACCCGAAGCAUCUUUGGUUUCCUCCUCCCCUUCGGAAUCAUGACUGCCUGCUACGUCCUUAUUGCCCUCAAGAUGCUCAGAAACCAAUUUGCAAAGUCCCGCGUGAAGGCUUUGCGGGUGAUCCUGCUUGUGAUAGCCACUUUCUUUCUCUGUUGGGCUCCUUAUCAUGUCAUUGGGGUGCUGUACCUCCUGGCUAACCCCAGCACAGCACUUUAUGAAACACUGGCUUUGUGGAACCAUGUUUCCACAGCAUUGGCCUAUGCCAACAGCUGCAUCAACCCACUUCUUUAUGUGUUUGUGGGGAAAAAAUUCAGGGAAAAAGCACGCCAGACGGUGCAAGGGAUUUUGGAAGGGGCAUUCAGUGAGGAAGGAACAUGCUCCACUGCCUUCUCCCAGGAAAGAAGCAAGUCUACAGUUGACCAUGAUAUUGAUGUUUCCGCCCUCUAAAAUGGAGCUUCCAGGCAACUAAACUGUCCUUGCUACUGCGGAUUCUUGAUUGGCACAGAUGUGGCCACUUUGAAUUAGUAUCUGGAGCUCUUGCAUAUGCAGAGAGCAGCCACACCUUGUGAAUCCCCUUUGUGCUACGGUGUGAGGGGGUCAAGUGAAGUUCUGGGUUACACCACAGAAGGGAGACGGGGACAACUGCCUAUCUUUGCAACAUGUGUGGUGGUGGUGGUAUCCAAAUUUGUCAAAAAUUUUCUAGCACUGCAAAUGUGCCCUACAGUAUUACUUGUUACAUAUUUUUUUUCCCUGUUGAUGAAAGGAAGUAGCAUAGCCAUGUAUGACGAGCCAGAAUAAGCUUUAGCGGUGGCACAGAAAUCUUGCAAGAAGUGUCAGCAGCUUUGUUUUGUAAGUGGUCUGCAUUCACCAAAAACUGCCAAAGAAAACUGGACGCAGUGCUUACGUAAUUUCUAAAAGCAAAGCAGGGAAGAGGUAGGCAAGGGUUGAGCCUACGUUCUGCAAGCAGAUCUAGGAGGAAAGCCCCUUCCCUUAACUUUAGGUGGGAACGGCUGCUCAACAGAAAGGAAAAGGUAGUCGGGGGGGGGGUCAACAGGCAUGGCUAGAACCUACAGAACCAAGCCAAAUAGUACCUGCAGACUUGAGUAUCAGCUAUGAGUAUCCUGUCCGUUUUCAGGGCUACUGGAGACUCCAUUCAAAAUGUGCUUAUUUCCAGAGCAUACCUUAGGGGCUGCCUAGUUAAUGAAUUCUCUCCUACUGCAAAUUCACCCAAUCUGGGCACCUUUCCAGAAGCACUGUAAGGCCUACAUUUUAGUACUAGCACCGGGAGAGUGAGUUAAGAGAAGUGGGGUACAAUUUAUUCUGUUCAGCUGCAGAUGCAUUGCUUUUGUCCCAGUUUUUUGCUGUUACGUAUUUGGAUUGGGGUAGGUUGCACACAUGUACUAAUAAAUAAGUUGCUUUUAACCCUC
Messenger RNA from Podarcis muralis (Common wall lizard), 2623 nucleotides. The record is from RefSeq and is a predicted model, not a curated record. Lineage: Eukaryota; Metazoa; Chordata; Lepidosauria; Squamata; Lacertidae.